Molecule: messenger RNA, 1642 nt
Organism: Cavia porcellus (domestic guinea pig)
Lineage: Eukaryota; Metazoa; Chordata; Mammalia; Rodentia; Caviidae
Gene: Gpd1
Product: glycerol-3-phosphate dehydrogenase 1
Exons: 9
Coding region: 142-1221 (359 amino acids)
Biological process (GO): glycerol-3-phosphate catabolic process; carbohydrate metabolic process
Cellular component (GO): glycerol-3-phosphate dehydrogenase (FAD) complex; cytosol
Molecular function (GO): NAD binding; protein homodimerization activity; glycerol-3-phosphate dehydrogenase [NAD(P)+] activity
Source: RefSeq, a predicted model, not a curated record
UUUCCCUGGCUCUGCCAGACUCCCUAUCUCCCUGGGCGCCAGCCUCCCAGCCGCCCCUGGAGGCGGGGCUUGGCUGUACCCGCGCGCGGUGGAGUUAAAUGCUCCGGCCCCCACCAGCCGCUCGGGCAGAGAAGCAGCACCAUGGCUGGCAAGAAAGUCUGCAUUGUAGGCUCUGGCAACUGGGGCUCAGCCAUUGCCAAGAUCGUGGGUGGCAAUGCAGCCCAGCUGGCACAUUUUGACCCACGGGUGACCAUGUGGGUGUUUGAGGAAGAUGUUGGGGGCAGAAAGCUGACAGAGAUCAUCAACACGCAGCAUGAGAAUGUCAAAUACCUGCCAGGGCACAAGCUGCCCCCAAAUGUGGUGGCUGUCCCAGAUGUGGUCCAGGCCGCCUCGGAGGCUGACAUCCUGAUCUUCGUGGUGCCCCAUCAGUUCAUUGGCAAGAUUUGUGACCAGCUGAAGGGCCACCUGAAGGCCAACGCCAUUGGCAUAUCUCUUAUUAAGGGGGUAGACGAGGGCCCCAAUGGGCUGAAGCUCAUCUCUGAAGUGAUUGGGGAGCGCCUUGGUAUCCCCAUGAGUGUGCUGAUGGGGGCCAACAUUGCCAGUGAGGUGGCUGAUGAGAAGUUCUGUGAGACCACUAUUGGCUGCAAGGACCCUGGCCAGGGACAGCUUCUGAAAGAUCUGAUGCAGACCCCCAAUUUCCGGAUCACAGUGGUGCAAGAGGUGGACACAGUGGAGAUCUGUGGGGCCUUAAAGAACAUAGUGGCUGUGGGAGCUGGCUUCUGUGAUGGGCUGGGCUUUGGUGACAAUACCAAGGCGGCAGUGAUACGGCUGGGGCUCAUGGAGAUGAUCGCCUUUGCCAAGCUCUUCUGCCGUGGCUCUGUGUCCUCUGCCACCUUCUUGGAGAGCUGCGGUGUCGCUGACCUUAUCACUACCUGCUACGGAGGAAGGAACCGCAAGGUGGCUGAGGCCUUCGCCCGCACUGGAAAGUCUAUUGAGCAGCUGGAGAAAGAGAUGCUGAAUGGGCAGAAGCUGCAGGGGCCCCAGACAGCCCGGGAGCUACACAGUAUCCUCCAGCACAAAGGCCUGGUAGACAAGUUCCCACUGUUCAUGGCUGUGUACAAGGUGUGCUAUGAGGGCCAGCCAGUGGGUGAAUUCAUCCGAUGUCUGCAGAAUCAUCCAGAACACAUGGAACGCCAUGCCGUCUGGCAAGCAGCUAGCUGACAUUGGCUACAAGGCCUUCUCGGCUUCCAUGAUGCUUCUCACUGUGUACGGGGGCUACCUCUGCAGCGUUCGGGCCUACCAUUACUUGCAGCUGCGUAGCGCCCGGCGCCAGGCCGCCCAAGAAGAGAAGAGCUCGGGAGUGCUGUAGGGCUGGGAGUAUUUCCUCCUGGGCAGGCUGCAGAAAGACUUGACCUGCUGAUUUCCACAUCAAGAGGACUAUGAGCUUGAUGGUUUCCAAACCCUGCUGGAAGAAAGUGCCCGGGGUUCUGCCAGUUCACCAGUAUGACGGUUUAUGGGGGCUAUUGAAGUAUCAUGGUAAUGUAAGGGUGAAUUACACCUAUAGACAUUAUAUACUUUGCCAUGUCUAUGUCUUGGUGCCUUUGUUUUCCCAAAUAAUACAUUAAACCUGAAAGUGGAGAAA